GUUCUCUAACAAUCCCCACCACACGAGCACGCGCUCUUCUAUCCACGCUUAUAUAUGCCUCCCACAAUCCCAAGAAACUGAUCUUGAACUCAACCGUGCCUGCAGAAUCAAAGCAGCCGAGCAACGAAGUGGUGACAGAUUGUAGAUAGCAGAGAGGGCUGCCGCACGAUCGAUAAUGGCCACUCUCUCUUCUUGCAGCCGCCUGAGCGGCGGCGCCACCGCCUCUCACCGCCACCGCAGCCGGCCGGCGCGUGCCGCGGUUAUCACCUGCCGGAGAUUCUCGGCCGCUGUCCGCGCCGCCGCGGCCGCCUCUGCCACGGCGGCGCCACCGGCGACGGUUUCUGUGCCCCAGUCCAAGGAGUGCGCGCUUCCGACGUGGGCGGACUUCGAGCUGGGGAAGGCGCCGGUCUACUGGAAGACCACCAACGGCCUCCCUCCAUCCCCGGGAGAGGGCCUGAAGAUUUUCUACAACCCAGGACCAAACAAGCUGACACCCAACGAACAGUUCGGCAUCGCGUUUAACGGCGGGUUUAACCAGCCGAUCAUGUGCGGUGGCGAGCCGAGGCAGAUGACGCUUCAGGCGAGGGGAAAAGCCGAUCCCCCCAUGUACACCAUCAGAAUACGUGUGCCGCAACAUGCCACGACCCUGGUUUUCUCCUUCACAAACGGCAAGGACUGGGAUGGCGACUACACGCUCAAGUUUAGGGUCCCCAAACCCUGGCUCAACAAGCCCUUGAGCUUCUUCAAUGAUGGGCUGGCGGACGAGCUCAACAUGGAGGGCGCCUGCGACAGAGCCAUCUUCCCGGAUGAGAACAUCGUCAUCACCAGCUGCGACAUCGGCGGCUUCUACGAAGAGGGGGGAGACCGAUGCAAACUGGACAUUGUGAGCGGGUGCAUGGACCCAACCUCCAACAUGUUUGAUCCACUCGCCACCGUCGACGAUGGCUCCUGCCCGCUGGAGUCUGAUUCCGAGGAGUGACCAGAGCAGAGGUCUUCAGCGUUUUACUUAGACAUGAGCCUAGGGCGCAGUCUCUGGCGAUUACUUGGCCAAAGAGAUAUCUUCUUUUGCCGAAACGAAAUUUGUGAUAUACUUCCACCGUUACACGAGAUUUAGUACUGUACAUGUCAGUUGAUAUAGCUACUUCUCAGGGCAACGCAAUGGAGCUUGCUAUUAUACAUAACAUAAUAUAGAAGUUUCUGUGAAAUAGAACUGAACUUGUUAUU
Messenger RNA from Brachypodium distachyon (stiff brome), 1224 nucleotides. RefSeq lists its product as uncharacterized. Gene Ontology annotation, cellular component: chloroplast stroma; thylakoid. Gene Ontology annotation, biological process: chlororespiration. The coding region runs from base 176 to 979 and encodes 267 amino acids. The transcript is spliced from 7 exons. The record is from RefSeq and is a predicted model, not a curated record. Lineage: Eukaryota; Viridiplantae; Streptophyta; Magnoliopsida; Poales; Poaceae.